AGCUUUCAGAGCCCAUCUCGGGAUGCAUCGUCGAUCCAGUCGGACGUGCAGAGUAAGUGAAUAAGACGAACGAGUGCCAACGUUGGAUCAAGAGGCUUUCCAACUGGGCAUGAGAGAUUGCGACAUGAAGUGACGAACUGGCUGCUGGCUCCUGGGAUGAUAUGGCGCUGUCGUGGGCUAUGACUGGAUGAUGGGAUUGUGGGAGAUCAACGCAAAGCGUCCACAUCAGGCCACUGGCGAUGAGAGCAUCGCUCAUGCGUGGAAGUCCUCAAGAUGCGCUACUCGAGGGAUGCGCAGCACGACGAGAACUGCGCAACUGCCGAAUUGCGGAAUGAACACCCCAAGCCUUUCCUCGUCGCACGACAGACUGCUCGUUGAUGCCGCUGUCAAUCGUAUCGACAGGUUGGCGCGCUGUCGUGGGUAUUCUGACAAGCCGUACCCCACGCAAGAGUCCUUCAUGUCUGGUAACCUGGAUGGAGCUAGAGGUAGAGAAGGCAGGGGGUCUGAGAGGGCAAGGGAAGCAUGCGAACAUUAUGUGUCGCGUUGCUCGACUGCUUUGCAGGAAACAGCCCAAGUGCGAAGAUUCAUUCGUCCUCGUGCGCUCUCCAGUGUCCCUCUGUUCGGAUGGAGGCGAAUAACCCACUCACGGCUGCUGGCGCGGCGCGUGCUGGGCGGGCGUGACUAGCCACCAUUUCCCGCCACAUGAUCCCUGCCCCUCUGCAAUUCAAUCCUGCAGGGUGGGAGGUCUCGGUGCGGCUUUUGGUCAAAGGCAGGCUGGAGCAGCGGAAGACGCGCGCGUCGCAGGUCAAGGAGCGCUGGACGACCAGCAGCCGUUUUUGAUGGGCUUUGUUCGGAUGGUAGAGGGGAGUGCGUGCGUUUGUGUUUGUGUGUGGGUGCAGAAAGAAGGGAUGGGUGGUCAUUUUGCAGUCACCUACCUUAGG
Molecule: messenger RNA, 941 nt
Organism: Microdochium trichocladiopsis
Lineage: Eukaryota; Fungi; Ascomycota; Sordariomycetes; Xylariales; Microdochiaceae
Exons: 1
Coding region: 188-685 (165 amino acids)
Source: RefSeq, a predicted model, not a curated record